AUGAUCCCAUACGCGGUUGAUUUCUUUUUGUUGGGUCUAAUUGGACUAGGUAAGUGACAUCUACAACAAUAUUUUUGUUUUAUAUCUUGAAAGUUGUAACAUGUUACACUGGUAAAGCUUUUCUAGUACUGUAAAAUAGUAUACAACAUGUUUUUAGUCGUGGCAGAUAAACGGCAGGAAGCGGAAAAGUUUUUGGAGCAGGGAAAGAUAUUAUUGGCAUCAGGACAGUUUAACGAAGCUCUACAACAAUAUCACUCAGCCAUUGAUCUCGACCCUACCAAUUACCAGGCAUACUUUAGGAGGGCUACCGUGAUGUUGGCUACGGGUAAAAUCAAGGGAGCUUUGCCGGAUUUGGAUAAGGUUGUUGAGUUAAAACCCGACUUUAUUGCUGGUCGAGUCCAACGAGGUAACCUAUUGGUUAAACAAGGAAAACUGGCACAAGCUGGAGAGGACUUUAAAAUUACUGUAAGUUUUUACUAUUUUUAAAAAAAUUUAUGUAGUAAAUUUCGAAACUUGAUUUAAAUAUUGCUACUUUUAGCUUAAAAACGAGCCAAGCCAUUCAGAAGCAACAGAAAAGAUAGAGAAGGUAAAACAACUUCAAGAACUCUACGAACAAGUUGAUGAACUCUUUGAGAACGAUGAUUAUGAAGCUGCCGAGAAAAUAUUAGAUCGUUUGAUGGAAGAAUGCAUGUGGGAUGCUAGCCUGCAUAGGAAACGAGCCAAGUGUAGAAAGAUGAGAGGCGAUAUUCAGAACGCCAUUUCUGAUGUCAAGGCGAUUGCUAAGUUGAUCCCGGACUCUACUGAAGUCUAUCUGGAAACUGCCCAGAUGUACUAUGAUGUUGGAGAUGUGGAAAAUUCUUUGGGGUAAUUUUUAGUUGUACUUUUUCUAUAUUUUAGGUAACAAAUUAAAUAGAUUUUUGGAAUAAAUAUUAAGAUAUAUAUAUGUAAAAAAUGUUUGUUUCUAGACAAGUACGAGAAUGUUUGAAGUUGAAUCCAGACCACAAAACUUGUUUCCCAUUCUAUAAAAGGGUCAAGAAGCUUGGUAAGAUGAGAGAACAACUGGAAAAGGCCUCAAAAGAACAAAAGUGGACAGAAUGCUUGAAAAAGGGACAAGACAUCUUGAAGUACGAGCAGAACAUUGACAACAUUCAGUGGGAUGUGUUCAAAGUCACUUGUAAAUGUAACAGAGAAGCUGGCCACGUUGCCGAAGCUAUUCAAGAAUGCUCAGAAGUCUUAAAAUACGGAAUUCCUGACGAUCUGGAUAUUCUGUUGGAACGAGGAGAAGCUUAUUUGUUGGCAGAGGAAUGGGACAAAGGUAUGUAAUUUUUGCUUCUCAUCUUUUAUAACUGACGUUUAAUGUAUAGUUGCUUGUCAUUUUCUUGAGUUUGUUUUGAAAUUUCAUUUUUUAGCUAUUGAGGACUUCCAACAAGCUGUGAAUGCUCAUUCCGAAUCCCGAAAAGCGAAGGAAUCUUUGAAUCGUGCUCAAAAGAUGAAAACUCAAGCAGGCAAAAAAGAUUACUAUAAGAUUCUGGGAGUGAAAAGGUAUGUGCAAUUAGGUGUAUUAUUGCAGUAAAAAAGUACAUAGAAAAACCUGUGUUAUUUUGUUACUUGUUGUCUAAAAUAAUGCUAAUUUGUGUUUUUAGGAAUGCAAGCAAGCGUGAAAUUGAAAAGGCUUACAGAAAGCUAGCUCAUAAAUGGCAUCCAGGUAGGUAUUUUGUUUUUAGGUAUUUACGUCUUGCACGGAUAAAGUAGUAUAAUGCGUCUUAUAAUAUUGUUUUAGAUAACUUUCAAGACGAUGCCGAGAAGAAGAAAGCUCAGGAAAAGUUUAUCAACAUUGCCGAAGCCAAGGAUGUGUUGACGGAUCCAGAGAAGCGUCAACUAUUCGAUCAAGGAGAAGAUCCGAACGAUCCUAACGCCGGUCAUGGCCAUCAUCACCAUCCCUUCCACGGCUUCCAAGGGUUCCCUGGCGGAUUCGGCGGAGGCUUCGGCGGUGGCGGACAGCAAUAUUCAUUCAAAUUCACUAACUUCUAG
This is a messenger RNA of Bursaphelenchus okinawaensis, 2031 nucleotides long. Lineage: Eukaryota; Metazoa; Nematoda; Chromadorea; Rhabditida; Aphelenchoididae. The record is from the annotation of a GenBank genome assembly.